Molecule: messenger RNA, 423 nt
Organism: Seminavis robusta
Lineage: Eukaryota; Bacillariophyta; Bacillariophyceae; Naviculales; Naviculaceae
Source: the annotation of a GenBank genome assembly
AUGCAGUUGGGUGUUGCAGUCCAAUGUCUCAGUACUUUGCCAAUGUUCGGUCUUCCGGUUUCCCCCGAGCAAUGGGUUGAGGGGCUUGACAAACGCUGGACUGCCUUUGGAUUGCAGGUUCAAAUGUCUGGGUGCCACCACAACUUUGGGCUCUAUGUGGAUGAUAUGAUAUUCUUUUCCUCCGAUGGCCAGGCUGACAAUGUCUCUGUUGAGAAUGGCAAAAUAGUUGCUGCAGACGAACCUGCCAAGAUUGACGAACUGGGCACAUGUUUCGGGAAAAAACAAGGAAGCAGAGGAAAGGAAGACUCCCCAGUCAUGGAUGUCGUCCUGGAGGAGCUUCGGCAAGUGAAGCCAAAACGUCGCCAAUUGUCAGCGACAAACGUGUGCCGAAAUCGCCGCAUGUCCAACAAGACACAGAAAUAA